AUGGCACGCUUCUGGGGCCUUCGUGGACGCGGGCUCAACGCCGCCAUAUGGGCGUUGGCCAUGUUUGCGGUCAUGAUCUUUGGGUACAAUCAAGCUGUGGCCGGUGGUGUCCUCACUACGGCGUCCUUCAACAGGCAGUUCCCCAAGAUGGAUGUGAUUGACACGACAGGCGCGCAGAAGCAUUACAACUCCACGAUCCAAGGCACCGUCAUCGCCCUCUACACCUUGUGCGGCACCUUUGGGGCUCUAGCUUGCACGUUCCUUGGUGAUGUCGUCGGACGACGAGGCACCAUCUUUGCGGCCACCGCCGUCCAGAUGGUCGGCGCCAUCCUAAUGGCGUCCUCGUUCUCCUUUGCGCAGUUUAUUGUGUCUCGCAUCGUCAUCGGCCUCGGGACGGGCGGUAUCAUUGCCACCGUGUCUGUCUGGCAGUCUGAGCUCUCCAAGGCAGAGAGCCGCGGCGAACACGUGUCGGCGUUUGGUAUCUUCUGCGGCCUGGGCCUGGUCCUGGCGCUGUGGCUUGACUUUGCCUUCUCCUACUUCUCCGGGUCGGUGUCGUGGCGGUUCCCCUUUGCCUUUGAAAUCGUCCUGUCCGUCAUCGUCAUGACCUUCAUCUUCACCCUGCCCGAGUCUCCUCGCUGGCUGAUCAAGAUGGGCCGUGUCGACGAGGCGCGGGACAUCAUCAGCACGCUCCACAACGUUGAUACGCACGACGACUCGGUCCAGAAGGAGAUUCGCGAUAUCCAGGCGGCGCUCGACCUCGCGGGGACGGUGUCUCUCAAGGCCUUGUUCAGCAUGGGACCUCAGCGCACAUUUCACCGGGUCGUGUUGGCCGCGUGCGUGCAGAUAUUCCUUCAGAUGACUGGGGUCAAUGCCAUCACAUAUUACGCCUCGUCCAUCUACGAGUCUGACCUGCACUUCGACGCGACAAUCUCUCGCAUCCUCGCGGCGGCGUCACAGUUCGCCAUCGUCCUGGGCUCCUGUCUCUGUUCAUGGACGGUGGACCGGUUCGGGCGGCGGAAGCUGAUGUUGUUCAGCUCCGCCAGCAUGGCGGUGUGCAUGGCGUGCCUGACGGGGCUCGUGUCCAACCCGAACGACAGCGGAGCGCUGAAGGCAGCCGUGUUCUUCCUGUACCUGUACUACGUGGUGUACACGAUCGGAUUCCUGGGGAUCCCGUUCCUGUACGCGUCCGAGAUCGCGCCGGUGCACCUGCGCGCGGCCGUGUGCGGCAUCUCGACGGCCGUGUCGUGGCUGUUCAACUUCCUGGUCGCCGAGGUCACGCCCGUGGCCUUCACCGACAUCGGCUACCAGUACUUCAUCGUCUACGCCGCCCUCAACGCCGCUUUCGUGCCCAUCAUCUUCUUCUUCUUCCCGGAGACCGCGGGCCGCAGCCUCGAGGAGCUCGACGAGAUCUUCGCCGCCUCCCACUCCAUCUUCGACCCCGUCCGCGUCGCCCGCAAACUGCCCCAUCGUCACCUCGACGACUUCCUGCGAGCAGCCGCCGCUCAGGAGGACGAGGAGGACCAGCACCAGCAGACCGUCCUCCAGGUCGAACCCAAGGGCUCCUCCACCGGCGAGGGCGAGGGCGUCAUCCAACAUGUGGAGAAUCCGGAGAAGGUGGAGCCCCGGUCCAUGGAGAAGGGCGAGGUGUGA
Molecule: messenger RNA, 1650 nt
Organism: Fonsecaea erecta
Lineage: Eukaryota; Fungi; Ascomycota; Eurotiomycetes; Chaetothyriales; Herpotrichiellaceae
Exons: 3
Coding region: 1-1650 (549 amino acids)
Biological process (GO): transmembrane transport; carbohydrate transport
Cellular component (GO): membrane
Molecular function (GO): carbohydrate:proton symporter activity
Source: RefSeq, a predicted model, not a curated record